CUCUCUGCAUUUGUUCAAACAAAACACUGAACCAUCCUCUAACUGGAGUUGAUUAUUGUUCUCAUUUAUUCAUGCUUUUCAACCUGUGUUGUGGAGCUGCAGCAGAAUGAUCCAUGUUCCCUUGUUUUGUUUUUGUUUGACAGCUGGACUAUCAGUGUCGUCUUCUCUUAGGACUCUGGACAAGCGGCUGGACUGCAAUCAGCUGGGUCUUGACAACUGUAAAAUUAAUAACUGCUCAGACAAACACCCGGUCGCACCCAGACAACAUGCUCCUGUUGACCCAGAAUGGGGUCCUGAGCAUGUGGGAGUCUGGAUGGACGAACAUGGGCCUGUUCCUGUUUUGAGUGUUACAUGGAAAAUAAAACCAGAUGGAAGUGUGAAAGCUCUUCGUGGAUCAGAGAUAAAUAUUAGGGAUGAAAGUACAUAUCGAUGUAUGUGUGUGCAGUUUUCUUACAAACUUAACUCAAACCAACAGCAGAAUCCAAAAAACGAGCAGUGGACGUUUUCCUUGAAUGGAGUCAUAGUGGAGCCUGAGCAUACAUACAGGGUGUCCGUUAUUAAUCUGCCAGAACCUGACGUUGGAGACUAUGUAAUAAGAAAGCAAAUUACCAUCCCAGGAUGUGGAGACAGAAGAAUCCAAAAUGCCGUAAUAUGUCUGGAAAAUGGUAGUCAAUGGGAUCACCACCUGACCACUGAUGUGUCUCUGAAUAAGGAACGUAAAACAUUUUCCAUUUUUGUGGGUUUUGAGGCUGCAGAGUAUUCAGAGAGAUACAGAGUCUCCCUUCAGAGUCAUGGUUUCCAUUCCUCAAAGAAUGUCUCAAAGGGAAACACAACAUCGCUGAAUGCGACAUUUGAGUUUGGUUCAUGGCAGAUCUCACAGUGUAAAAUGUUAUUAACAAUUCAGCCAUUUUUUAUUCGAUGCAAGAAUGACUGUCGGCGCCUCAAGAAAUCAAUCGAUUUAUGCCCGUAUUAUCAACCACGGACUUGGGCUAUAAAGGCAACCGUGGAGCUGCUCAUCAUUGGUGUAUUUCUUGGUUAUUUACUGUGGAGAGCCUUUCAUAAAGAUCCUGUAAACACAACGUCAUCUGCUGCCAAACAACAACCACAAGGUUUUCAAGUGCAAGAGAGAAGAAGAGUUCUCAUCAUCUACUCCCUUGACCACCAUUUAUACAAAAACAUCAUCCUUAAGCUUUGUGCCUUCCUCUCAAACAAAUGUGGCACUGAAGUGGUCCUGGAUCUGCUGGACUCUACAAGACUGGGAGUUUUGGGAAGCAUCCAGUGGUUGGACUGGCACAGAGAACAAAUGGAAAGCUCUUCAGAUAAGAUACUAAUCCUGUGCUCACGGGGAGUACAAGCUAAAUGGAGAGCCAUGUGUGGUGACAAACAGGUUUUUCUAAGAGAGGACGCCCGCUCAUCUGUAGGCGACAUGCUCAGUCCAGCCCUCAGCCUCGUGGUCCCCCAUUUUAUUCGAUCGACGUCGUUUGAGAAAUACAUUGUGGCUUACUUUGAUGAUGUUUGUUCUGAAGAAGAUGUUCCUUCACCUUUCAACAUCACUGUACGAUACAAGCUGAUGAAACAGUUUGAGGAGCUCUUUUUCCGAAUCCUGGACACUGAGAAACACGAACCCGGCAGAGUGAAUCACAUUAAAGGGUUUUCAGAGGACGAGUAUUGUCACUGUCCCUCAGGUAGAGCCCUGCGGGACGCCAUAGAGGCUUUUCAGGCAUACCAGCUGGAGCAUCCACAGUGGUUUGAAGAUGAAUUACUGGAAAGCUCAGAGUUGAAGGCUGAAGAAAAGUCAGCUGAAAUCUGUGACAAUACAAAAACAACCACAAACCUUACUGCGUAUCGUGGACCUGCCUCAACCAUAUUCACCAGUCACGUAACAACACAAGAAAAUGAUUACACAGCAGAUAGAAUAGGACAGAACGUGGCUGAAGAGUUUCAAAUGUGCAUGACGGCUGAGGUCACCCCCUUUAAUGCUGAGAACAUGCAGCAAGUUUGAU
This is a messenger RNA of Epinephelus fuscoguttatus (brown-marbled grouper), 2003 nucleotides long. Its product is annotated as interleukin-17 receptor A. Gene Ontology annotation, molecular function: interleukin-17 receptor activity. The record is from RefSeq and is a predicted model, not a curated record. Bases 107 to 2002 code for a protein of 631 amino acids. NCBI's taxonomy places the organism in Eukaryota, Metazoa, Chordata, Actinopteri, Perciformes, Serranidae. The transcript is spliced from 11 exons.